Molecule: messenger RNA, 1125 nt
Organism: Fulmarus glacialis (Northern fulmar)
Lineage: Eukaryota; Metazoa; Chordata; Aves; Procellariiformes; Procellariidae
Gene: ELK3
Product: ELK3, ETS-domain protein (SRF accessory protein 2)
Exons: 3
Biological process (GO): regulation of transcription by RNA polymerase II; cell differentiation
Cellular component (GO): nucleus
Molecular function (GO): sequence-specific DNA binding; DNA-binding transcription factor activity, RNA polymerase II-specific
Source: RefSeq, a predicted model, not a curated record
AUGGAGAGUGCAAUCACACUGUGGCAGUUCCUUUUGCAGUUGCUGCUAGACCAGAAACAUGAGCACCUGAUUUGCUGGACGUCUAAUGAUGGCGAAUUCAAGCUACUCAAGGCAGAAGAAGUGGCUAAGCUGUGGGGACUCAGAAAAAACAAAACUAAUAUGAAUUAUGACAAGCUGAGCCGAGCGCUCAGAUACUAUUAUGACAAGAACAUCAUCAAGAAAGUGAUCGGACAAAAAUUUGUGUACAAGUUUGUCUCCUUUCCUGAGAUUUUAAAAAUGGAUCCACAUGCUGUGGAAAUCAGCAGAGAGAGUCUUUUGCUGCAGGACAGCGACUGUAAGAUGCCUUCCGAGAGCAGAGAUCAGCACAAGCACAGCUUGUCAGCACUGAAAAGCACAAGCCGUAAUGAAUAUAUCCACUCUGGCCUGUACUCUUCUUUCACUAUCAACUCUCUGCAGAACCAGCCAGAUCCUUACAAGCCAAUCAAAACAGAAAAAGUGGAGGAGAAGUCAGAAGGAAACACACCAGUCGAAGAAGUUCGGACUGUUAUAAGAUUUGUGACAAACAAAACAGACAAACAAGUUAUGAGGCCCAUGGUGUCGUUGCCUUCCACUUCCGAAACAGCAGCUGCCUCUGCUUUUCUCAGCUCAUCAGUCUCAGCUAAAAUAUCUUCCUUAAUGCUACCCAACAGUGCCAGCAUUUCAUCUCCAUCAUCAUCUUCCUCCAGGUCACCGUCUCUGUCUCCCACCUCACCCCUCCCUGCAGAACACAGGAGCCUCUUCCUUGAGUCCAGUUGCCACGACUCAGAUUCCCUUGAGCCUCUGAACCUCUCCUCAGGCUCCAAAGCAAAAUCUCCAUCUCUUCCCCCAAAGGCUAAAAAACCCAAAGGCUUGGAAAUCUCCGCCCCACCUAUGGUUCUCUCCAGCACUGACAUCGGUUCCAUCGCCCUCAACAGCCCCGCGCUUCCUUCGGGAUCCCUGACUCCAGCUUUCUUCACUGCACAGACCCCAAAUGGAUUAUUGUUGACCCCAAGCCCGCUGCUGUCUAGCAUUCAUUUCUGGAGCAGCCUCAGUCCUGUUGCUCCUCUGAGUCCUGCCAGGCUGCAAGGACCAAACACUCUGUUCCAG